AUGACUACUCCCAAGGCUAUCGAUUGCUUCAUCGACCGCCGUUUCGACUUCCUAAUCGUAGGUGGCGGUACCGCAGGUCUCGCCGUCGCAGCCCGAUUAGCUGAGAAUCCCAAUGUGGUCGUCGGUGUGCUAGAGGCAGGGCCAGAUGUCACCGCUACUGGUAUCGAAGGCAUAGACGUGCCAGGAAUGUUUGGAACUACUCUAGGAACCAAGUUCGACUGGCAAUUUGAGACGACGCCCCAGGAGGGGCUAAGGGGAAGGACGCUCCCGUGGCCGAGGGGCAAGGUGCUUGGGGGCACGAGCGCCCUGAAUUUCAUGACUUGGAAUCGCGGGAAUAGGGAGGACUAUGAUGCAUGGGAGGAGUUGGGGUGCAAGGGGUGGGGGUGGGAUGGUUUGCUGCCUUUCUUCAAGAAGUCUGAGAAUUUCCACCCGCCUACCGAAGAUACACAACUAAAACACAAGGCGCUUUACGACCCCGAUGGCUUUGGCACUUCUGGGCCGAUUCAAGUCACAUAUGCCAACGAAUUCUCCGAGUCCCAUAAGUCAUGGCACGGGACGCUCCAGGAACUCGGGGUUGAGAUAAAUGAGAAGCAUGUUAUGGGAUCCAACGUCGGCGUCUGGACAAGCGUAGGGUCAGUCAAUCCUACCACAUGUACAAGAUCUUACGCAUCGACGGCAUACUAUCUACCCAACAAACACCGGAAGAACCUGGUCGUUCUUCCGGAGUCUUUGGUCGAAGAGGUGGUCCUUGAACAGCACCAAGAUUCCUGGGUAGCAAAGGGUGUUCGUUUCAGACACGGGGGAGAGAGUCACUUUGCUACCGCCUCGCGGGAGGUCAUCGUCUGUGCUGGCAGUGUCCAGUCCCCACAGAUCCUCGAAUUGUCUGGGAUUGGAAAUCCGGAAAUACUCGCAAGAGCCGGGAUUGAGUUAAAGGUGGCCAACCCUAAUGUGGGAGAGAACCUUCAGGAUCAUCCCAUGGUCGCCACCAUAUAUGAAGUCGACCCCAGUCUGCGUAGCCCUGAUGACCUCAAAAACGACAAGAAUGUUGCCGCCGCCGCUCAUGCAGAGUACGUAAAGUCGAAGUCCGGUCCACUCACAAUUCUCACAAAUUCUGUGUGCUAUCUACCCAUAUCCCACGUUGCGCCGGAGAAGGCACUCGCGAGCAUUUCGUCAAAAGCUGCGCAAUUAUCUGAUGAACAUCCUGGGCGAAAUGAAAUCCGCCAUCGCCGCUUCGCAUCCUCGUCCAAGCUGGGCCAGAUCGAAUACAUCUUCGAUAUCGGCAACUGGAAUGUCUAUUUUCAACCCGACCCAUCCAACGGCAAGAAAUAUGCCACUAUGCUACAGAUCCUACAGUAUCCCUUUUCUCGAGGCAAUAUUCACAUACAGUCUAAAGAUCCAUCGGAUAAACCAAUCAUUGACCCUAAAUACUAUGUCGGAGCCGGUGGAGAGCUGGACUUUGAGAUCAUGGUGCACUGCGCCAAGUUCGCGGAGAAGAUCACUCAGACUAAACCAUUGUCCAACAUUGUCCGAUCGCGUGCGGCGCCGUCAACUGAAGUGUCGAGCGAUGAGGCGCUGAAAGAUUGGGUCGUGCAGAACACGAUAACUGAUUGGCAUCCAGUAGGCACCUGUGGAAUGGGCGGUCAUGGUGGCAUCAGUUCGGGCGUCGUGGAUGAGCGCCUUAGGGUGUAUGGUGUAAAGGGGCUUCGAGUGAUCGAUGCAAGCAUCAUGCCUAUGCAAAUCAGUGCUCACUUACAGGCGACUGUCUACGCCAUUGCUGAGAAAGGAGCUCAGAUGAUUUUGGAAGAUUGGGCAAAAGAUGCUUAA
Molecule: messenger RNA, 1824 nt
Organism: Pseudomassariella vexata
Lineage: Eukaryota; Fungi; Ascomycota; Sordariomycetes; Amphisphaeriales; Pseudomassariaceae
Product: putative choline dehydrogenase
Exons: 5
Coding region: 1-1824 (607 amino acids)
Molecular function (GO): oxidoreductase activity, acting on CH-OH group of donors; flavin adenine dinucleotide binding
Source: RefSeq, a predicted model, not a curated record